Maylandia zebra (zebra mbuna) is the source of this 1416-nucleotide messenger RNA. Its product is annotated as metalloreductase STEAP4-like. The record is from RefSeq and is a predicted model, not a curated record. Gene Ontology annotation, biological process: copper ion import. Gene Ontology annotation, molecular function: cupric reductase (NADH) activity; ferric-chelate reductase (NADPH) activity. Gene Ontology annotation, cellular component: endosome; plasma membrane. Lineage: Eukaryota; Metazoa; Chordata; Actinopteri; Cichliformes; Cichlidae.
AUGAAGACAGAAGGUGCGAUGCUGCAUCCACUGGCAUCGGGAGAUGGCCCUGAGCCUGAGCUGAUGUGUAUCUUUGGGACUGGGGACUUAGGACGCUCUCUGGGCCUGUGUCUGCUCCAAUCCGGCUACAGGGUGGUGUAUGGCAGCCGCAGACCUCACAGCUGUGGCCCCUUGCCUGAGGGAGCUCAGGUGAUGACCCAUGAAGAAUCAGCCCGGUCUGCCAAGAUGAUCUUCGUUUGUGUUCACAGAGAACACUAUGAAUUUCUGGAGAAGAUGGCACCUCAACUUGAAAGAAAGGUGCUGGUGGACCUCAGUAACAACUUGAAGAAAGACAUGUACAUGGAAGCAAAUGCCGUCUACUUGCAGAGGCUGGUCCCUAAAGCAGCCGUUGUUAAAGGCCUUAACACCCUGUCCACCUGGGCCCUGCAGAAUGGACUUCUAGCAGGAAGACAGGUGUACCUGUGUGGGAACAAUGGAGAAGCAAAACGGGAUGUGGCAGAGAUGGCCACCAAACUAGGCCUCACUGUUGUGGACAAAGGGUCCCUGUCAGCUGCUAAAGAGGUGGAGGACUUUCCUCUGCAGCUGUUCCCAGAGUGGAGGAUGCCUUUGUACGUGGCUUUCGGCCUCUCUGCCUUCUUUUUCUUGUAUUUGGUCAUUAGAGAUAUCAUCUAUGCAUAUGUGGAAAAUGAUGAAGAUAUCUCCUACCGCAUAAUGAUAUCUCUGGCCAACAAGAUCACUCCAGUUGUGUCCCUCAUUAUGCUGUCGCUCUGCUACCUCCCUGGAGCUAUAGCUGGGUUCCUUCAGCUCUACAGAGGGACCAAGUACAGGCGUUUCCCCAAUUGGCUAGAUCGCUGGAUGCUGUGCAGGAAACAGUUGGGUCUUCUUGCACUAGGCUUUGCAUUGCUCCAUGCUAUCUACACAUUAAUCAUUCCUGCCCGCUACUCUGACAGACAAAGAGUCAUCUCCAAUGUGUUGAAUGAGGUGAAGAAAAAUACUACCACUCCACUUUACUUUGACAAUACCAGCGCAUGGCGCACUGACUCAUUAUAUGCACUGGGAAUCCUGGGCUUCUUUCUUUUUGUCCUGCUGGGGUUAACAUCCUUGCCCUCUGUUGGAGGCACUCUCAGCUGGAGAGAGUUCAGCUUUGUUCAGUCGACGCUGGGCUACCUGACUCUUUUUCUCUCCACUGCACAUUGCUACAUUUAUGCCUGGGAUAAAUUCCUUCGCAAAUCUACGUAUAAAUGGUACACUCCUCCGGACUCCAUGCUCUGUCUAAUUGUUCCUUCGGUAACACUGGUGCUCAAGCUGGUCCUCGUCCUCCCCUGCGUGAACCGUCCGCUCAUGCGCAUUCGCCAAGGCUGGGAACGCAACCGGUUAAAGGAUGAGAUGGGUGAACUCAAAGCCACUAACAUGUGA